Molecule: messenger RNA, 1851 nt
Organism: Photinus pyralis (common eastern firefly)
Lineage: Eukaryota; Metazoa; Arthropoda; Insecta; Coleoptera; Lampyridae
Product: cytochrome P450 4g15-like
Exons: 6
Coding region: 84-1775 (563 amino acids)
Molecular function (GO): oxidoreductase activity, acting on paired donors, with incorporation or reduction of molecular oxygen; heme binding; monooxygenase activity
Source: RefSeq, a predicted model, not a curated record
GUUACUUCCAGUUGAGUGAUUUUGCUACUAUAAUUGGCAUGACAUAGUGCGAAUAUUUACAGACAUAAAGCUACCUACCUAGAAUGUCUGUAGAAAUCCUAUCAUCUGACUCUGAUGUACAACCCAAAAGUUUCUCGUAUGCGAGAAACGUAUUUUUCAGUUUAUUAAUCUCUAGUUUAAUAUUAUGGUAUGUGUAUUGGAGAAUAACUAGGCGACACAUGUUAGAAUGUGCCGAAAAGAUACCUGGACCUAAAGGAUGGCCACUUAUCGGAAAUGCGUUAGAUUGUCGAGGUUCUGCUCAUGAAAUCUUCAAGACAAUGUACAAUUAUGGAGAACCAUAUAACAUAAUGAAGAUAUGGGUUGGUCCCACACUCGUCAUCUUUAUUGGUGACCCGCGAGAUGCCGAAAUGAUUUUAAGUAGCACCGUUCAUAUCGACAAGUCCCCCGAGUACCGCCUUUUUGAACCAUGGCUAGGAAAUGGUUUACUUAUUAGCAGUGGUCAAAAAUGGAAGGCACAUCGAAAACUAAUUGCUCCGACGUUCCAUUUGAACGUAUUGAAGGGUUUUAUUGAACUAUUUAACGCAAAUAGUAGGGCCACAGUAGAAAAGCUGCGUAAAGAGGAAGGGAAAACCAUUGACGUCCAUGACAAUAUGUCCGAGGCAACGGUUGAAAUCCUGUUGGAAACUGCAAUGGGUGUUAGCAAAAAAACUCAGGAUCAGAGCGGACUUGAUUACGCGCUGGCCGUAAUGAAAAUGUGUGACAUCCUCCAUUUGAGACAUGCGAAACUGUGGAUGAGACCAGAUUGGAUUUUUAAAUUGACCAAAUAUGGGACUGCGCAAGGCACAUUACUGAAUAUCAUUCACAGUUUAACACGCAAAGUAAUCAAAAGUAAAAUGGAAGUGUGGAGUAGGGGAAUUAGAGGGUCUGUAGCUGAAGUACCAGAUGAGGUGCGUAUAAAAUCCAGUCCCAAGAAGGAAGGUAAACAGGUUAGCAGCGUUGUCGGGGGAGUAUCCUUUGGUCAAUCGACGGGUAUUAAGGAUGAUCUAGAUGUCGAAGAUGAUGUAGGUGAAAAGAAGCGAAUGGCAUUUUUAGAUUUACUAAUUGAGUCAUCGCAAAAUGGAGUUGUUAUAACAAGCGAGGAAAUUCGGGAACAAGUCGACACGAUCAUGUUUGAAGGGCACGAUACUACGGCCGCCGGAAGUAGUUUCUUUUUGUCUUUAAUGGCUGCCCAUCCUGAGAUACAAGAAAGAGUAAUUCAAGAAUUGGAUGAAAUUUUUGGCAAUUCAGAUCGUCCCGCCACAUUCGCAGAUACCUUGGAAAUGAAAUAUUUGGAGAGAUGCCUUUUGGAAACGCUUAGAUUGUAUCCUCCGGUUCCGGUUAUUGCCAGGCAGCUUAAAGAAAGUGUCAAACUUGCAAGUGGUGACUACAUACUUCCAGCGGGAUGUACAGUAGUGGUGGCAACAAUAAAAAUACAUCGACGCGAAGAUCUCUAUCCCAAUCCCUAUCAAUUUGAUCCAGAUAAUUUUCUUCCUGAGCGUACAGCAAAACGACACUACUACGGAUUCAUCCCCUUCAGUGCGGGACCCCGCAGCUGUGUGGGACGAAAAUAUGCCAUGCUGAAAUUGAAGAUUCUGUUAUCAACUAUAUUGAGAAAUUUCCGGGUUCGUUCUCACUUGACAGAGAAAGAUUUUAAAUUACAGGGUGACAUAAUUCUGAAACGCGAAGAAGGUUUUCCGGUGCACUUUGAGACAAGGAAGCAUGCUGUUAAGGCUUAAGUUUUAAAUGUUUGUAUAUUUAAUUGUUAAGAAAGAAAUUCUGUAGACAUUAGAUGCACAUCCACAAAAUCAAAAA